AUGGCUCCCAUCAAGUCUAUCGAGUACUUUCGCGUCAAGCCGCGCUGGCUUUUCGUCAAGGUGACGGACAACGAAGAUAAGUUUGGUUGGGGUGAGGCUACGCUUGAGGGACAUACACAGGCUGUGGAGGGGGCACUGGAUGAGAUUAUUGGAAGGCUUGUGGGUUAUGAGGCUGAUGACAUCGAGCACAUCUGGCAAACUAUCUGGCGGCUGGGAUUCUAUCGCGGUGGGCCGGUUUUCAUGUCCGCCUUAUCUGGCAUUGAUAUCGCAUUGUGGGAUCUGAAGGGUCGGAGGUUGAACGUACCGGUGUACCAGCUUCUCGGAGGCAAGGUUCGCAACAAGGUGCAGGUUUAUGCUUGGAUUGGUGGUGAUCGACCCAGUGAUGUUGAAGUAGCUGCCAAGGCACGUCUGGCACAGGGUCUCAAAUGCGUCAAGAUGAACGCGACAGAGGACAUGAACUGGCUUGACUCGCCAUCUGUACUAGACUCUUGUAUCGAGCGCAUCAAACAGGUCAAGGCUCUCGGUCUUGACGCUGGUCUCGACUUCCACGGCCGUCUCCAUCGCCCCAUGGCUAAGCAGCUCGCGAAAGCACUUGAGCCCUACCGUCCUCUGUUCAUCGAGGAACCCCUGCUCGUUGAGCACCCAGAAGCUAUCAAACAGCUUUCUCAACACACAACUAUCCCGAUCGCCUUUGGAGAGCGUUUGUAUACUAGGUGGGAUGUGAAGCGGUUCCUCGAGGAUGCGUCAGUGGACGUGCUACAGCCGGAUAUCGCGCAUGCUGGUGGAAUCUCGGAAACAAAGAGAAUUGCGACCAUGGCGGAGACUUAUGACGUGGCAAUUGCGCCGCACUGUCCUCUUGGUGAGAUCUACCCCUUCUCAUCCUUCAUCUCGUGA
Molecule: messenger RNA, 894 nt
Organism: Aspergillus luchuensis
Lineage: Eukaryota; Fungi; Ascomycota; Eurotiomycetes; Eurotiales; Aspergillaceae
Exons: 3
Coding region: 1-894 (297 amino acids)
Biological process (GO): amino acid catabolic process
Source: RefSeq, a predicted model, not a curated record